GCUCCAUUUCAUAGUUUUCCAUACAGAGGACGUCCAUGAUGUUUUGAGAAUCUGGGAUGGGCCCGUGGAGAAGAGCAUCCUCUUGAAAGAAGUUAGUGGCUCCAUCUUGCCGAAUGAUGUCCACAGCACUUUCAACUUGGUAGUCCUUCAGUUCAACACGGACUUUUUCACCAGUAAACAGGGCUUUGCCAUUCAGUUUUCAGUGUCCACCGCCACCUCCUGCAAUGACCCUGGGAUCCCACAGAACGGAAGCCGGAGUGGAGACAGCAAGGAAGCAGGAGACAACAUCAUUUUCCAAUGUGAUCCAGGAUACACCUUGCAGGGAGAUGCUAAGAUCAGCUGUGUGCAGAUCGAGAACAGGUUCUUUUGGCAGCCUGAUCCACCCAGUUGCAUAGCACCUUGUGGUGGGAUCCUGGCAGGGCCUUCAGGGGUUAUCUUGUCCCCCGGUUACCCGGAGCCUUACCCUCCAGGAAAAGAGUGUGAUUGGAAGCUGACCGUCUCGCCGGAUUAUGUCAUUGCUCUGGUGUUUCACACGUUUAAUUUGGAACCAGGGUAUGAUUUCUUGCACAUCUAUGAUGGUGCCAGUUCAGUUAGUCCCUUGAUUGGGAGUUUCUAUGAUACCCAAGUACCAGAAAGGAUUGAGAGCAGCAGCAACAACCUUUUCCUGGCCUUCCGCAGUGAUGCUUCUGUCAGCAAUACAGGAUUUGUAAUCCAUUACACAGAAAACCCCAGAGAAUCCUGUUUUGAUCCAGGUCUGAUUAAGAAUGGGACUCGAGCUGGAAGUGAGCUGAAACUGGGCUCCACAAUCACAUAUUACUGUGACAGUGGUUAUGUGAUUGAAGGGGUAUCCACUGUGACAUGUGUCAUGGGAGGAGAUGGGAAACCUGUGUGGAAUAAGCCAAGGCCCAUGUGUACAGCACCAUGUGGAGGUCAGUACACAGGAUCGGAUGGCGUUGUCCUGUCCCCCAAUUAUCCUCAGAACUACACCAGUGGACAAGUGUGCCUGUAUUUCAUCAUUGUGCCCAAAGAUUAUGUGGUAUUUGGCCAGUUCGCCUUCUUCCAGACAGCCCUCCAUGACAUCAUUGAAGUACAUGAUGGUCCAAACCAACAUUCUCGCCUCCUCAGCUCUCUCUCUGGUUCUCAUACAGGUGAAUCAUUGCCUCUGGCUACCACCAACCAAAUACUGAUCAAAUUCAGUGCCAAAGGGCAGGCCACAGCCAAAGGUUUCCAUUUUGUCUAUCAAGCGGUUCCACGAACCAGUGCGACCCAGUGCAGCUCCGUGCCAGAGCCCCGUUAUGGGAGACGGAUUGGCAGUGAUUUCUCAGUGGGGGCUGUGAUCCAGUUUGAGUGUAAUGCUGGCUAUGCCCUCAAAGGAUCCCACAGCAUUGAAUGCUUGACGAUGCCUGGAACUCUGGCCCAGUGGAACUCUUCGGUGCCUACUUGUCUUGUGCCUUGUGGUGGAAACUUAACAGAGCGAAAAGGCACCAUUUUGUCCCCUGGAUUCCCUGAGCCCUACUUGAACAGCCUCAACUGUGUGUGGAAAAUAACUGUCCCUGAAGGAGCUGGAAUACAGAUUCAAGUGAUCAGUUUUGUCACAGAACAGAACUGGGAUUCCCUAGAGGUCUUUGAUGGAGGGGACAAUACAGCCACCAUGUUGGGCAGCUUCUCAGGUACCACUGUCCCUGCCUUGCUCAACAGUACCUCUAAUCAGCUGUAUUUGCACUUCUACUCUGACAUCAGUGUCUCUGCUGCUGGAUUUCACCUGGAGUACAAAACUGUUGGUCUCUCCAGUUGCCCAGAACCUGCUGUACCCAGUAAUGGCCUGAAAAUUGGUGAAAGAUACGUGGUGAAUGAUGUGGUCUCCUUUCAGUGUGAGCCAGGAUAUGCUCUCCAGGGGCACUCUCAUAUUUCCUGCAUGCCAGGAACUGUGCGACGCUGGAACUAUCCUCCUCCACUUUGUAUAG
This is a messenger RNA of Thamnophis sirtalis, 1964 nucleotides long. NCBI's taxonomy places the organism in Eukaryota, Metazoa, Chordata, Lepidosauria, Squamata, Natricidae. The record is from RefSeq and is a predicted model, not a curated record.